AAACAACUAGCAAAAAAGUUUUCAGUCUGGAGUAUUGACUCGUGGGCAACAGACCCCCUUCUGGCAGAAAGCAGUUCAACCAACAGCAACAGUUGGAAACUAAAUACCAAAGUUUAUUUGUUCCUCUUAAAUCGCAACAGCAAAUUAACAGACAGUGUUUAGGAAAUUCGAUAUUUUCUGAAAAUGGGCGCCAACGAUUCCAACAUGACACAACAAGGCCAAGCCUUCGAUUCCAAUGCCAUGACCCUGACACGUUUUGUGUUGCAGGAACAGCGUAAAUUCAAAAAUGCCACCGGCGAUUUGUCGCAGCUUUUGAAUUGCAUUCAGACCUCGAUCAAAGCCAUUGCCUCGGCUGUGCGCAAGGCUGGUAUUGCUAAAUUGCAUGGUAUUGCCGGCGAUGUCAAUGUUCAAGGUGAAGAGGUCAAGAAAUUGGAUGUUCUGUCCAAUGAGUUGUUCAUCAAUAUGUUGAAGUCCUCGUACACCACCUGUUUGAUGGUCUCCGAAGAAAAUGAAAAUGUCAUUGAAGUCGAAACAGAGAAACAGGGCAAAUACAUUGUCUGCUUUGAUCCCUUGGACGGUUCUUCGAAUAUUGAUUGCCUGGUCUCCAUUGGCUCCAUUUUCUCGAUUUUCCGCAAGAAAACCGAAGGUGCCCCCACCGUACAAGAUGCCUUGCAACCUGGUCGCGAAAUUGUUGCUGCCGGUUAUGCUUUGUAUGGCUCAGCUACCGCCAUUGUCUUGAGUUUGGGUGCCGGUUCCGGUGUAAAUGGUUUCACUUAUGAUCCUGCCAUUGGUGAAUUCAUCCUGACUGAACCCAAUAUGCGUGUACCCGAAAAGGGCAAAAUCUAUUCCAUUAACGAAGGUUAUGCCUCCGACUGGGAAGCUGGUGUCUUCAAUUAUAUUGCUGCCAAAAAGGACCCCACCAAGGGUAAACCCUAUGGGGCUCGUUAUGUUGGCUCUAUGGUUGCCGAUGUCCAUCGUACCAUUAAAUACGGCGGUAUUUUCAUCUAUCCCGCCACCAAAUCGGCACCAAAUGGCAAAUUGCGUUUGUUGUACGAGUGCAAUCCCAUGGCCUAUUUGAUGGAACAGGCCGGUGGUUUGGCCAGCAAUGGUAAAAUUCCAAUUUUGGAUAUUGUUCCCCAAAAGAUCCACGAAAGAUCACCCAUAUUUUUGGGUUCAAAAUUGGAUGUGGAAGAAGCCUUGAGUUAUUAUCAAAAAGCUUAGGAGGUUGUAAAAUGGUUAUAAGGAUUACUCAGACAUACACACACAAUUAUUGUGAUUAUUUUAAGACUUUGUGUUUUUUUAUCUCUUCAUUUUCAUUAACUUAAAAAUAUUUUUUAUAAAAAUAAAAAUUAAAAAAAAACAAA
Messenger RNA from Musca domestica (house fly), 1364 nucleotides. It is a transcript of the gene fbp, whose product is annotated as fructose-1,6-bisphosphatase 1. The record is from RefSeq and is a predicted model, not a curated record. Gene Ontology annotation, biological process: gluconeogenesis; sucrose biosynthetic process; fructose 1,6-bisphosphate metabolic process. Lineage: Eukaryota; Metazoa; Arthropoda; Insecta; Diptera; Muscidae. Gene Ontology annotation, molecular function: fructose 1,6-bisphosphate 1-phosphatase activity. The coding region runs from base 184 to 1221 and encodes 345 amino acids. Gene Ontology annotation, cellular component: cytosol; cytoplasm. The transcript has 4 exons.